UUUAUUUUGAUACUUAUUUUGGGGUUUUCCAAUGGUUUCCUGUUUUAAAGAGGAAGUAGGCCAUAUUCCUUCAGUGGUUUAGUUGUGCAAGGUACUCCAUGUGGUUGCAGACAUCCAUCUUCAUCUCGUUUACCAAAGCCUUUUGAAAUGCAAUAUCUUUUCACACUUUUCAUGAUUAAACUUCAUAAAUUGCACCUUCGUGGAGUUUAUUGUGGAAGUGUUUAGCGGCUGGAUAACUGGAUCCAUUAAAACAGUGAGGCCAGUGACAGUGGAAAGAUAAGCAGCAAAUUGGAAAGCUGGAGGGGAUGCCUGUCUAACAACUGCAUCUAUUAGAGAGAUAAAGGAAUAUCUCUGUGUGUUAGUCUACACAAAGAUCAUGUCUUCAAGAGAAUCUAAAUCAUCACUGCGCCAUCGCAUGCACAAAGAAAGUGAUGAUGCUUGCUCAAGUUCUCAAGCUUCCACCUCAUCAAGAAGCUCUACAGCCAGUUUAGCGGUUACGAAAGCUCGUGCGAGGGCAGAGGCAGCCAAGGCAAGAGCGGCUCAUGCAAAGAAAGAAAUUGAGAUUAAAGUGGAACAAGCCCGACUUCAAGCAACACUAGAGGCACUGCAAGAAGAGAAAGAAAAAGAUGCGGCCAUAGCAGAAGCAGAAAUUCUAGCAGCAACCUUCACAGAAGUUGACCAUGUAUCAGCAUCAGAGUUUUCCAAAGAGAUCAGCCUCCAACGCACUGCAGACUAUGCAAGAGACCAAGCUUCUAGCCGUAGCUUACAGUGUAGUCCUGAGCACAUGUCAGACACUUACAGCCUGGCCAAAUUCAUUGCACGCAGUCAGUUGGUAACUUCUGGACUGAAUUCUUUUGAUGAUAAACCUGUAAAUUAUUGGGCUUGGCGAUCAUCUUUCAAAAGUACUAUUGCAGACCUUGACCUUAAGCCAGAGGAAGAGAUGGAUCUGCUCAUCAAAUAUCUCGGUAGAGAAUCAUCUGAACAGGUACGAAGACUAAAAUCAGUUAAUAUUAGGCACCCUUUUGAAGGUCUACAAAUGGCUUGGGAGAGGCUAGAGGAAAUGUAUGGUUCGUCAGAGGCAAUUGAAAGAGCUCUCUUCUCUAAAUUGGAAAGCUUCCCUAAGAUAUCUGGUAAAGAUCUGUAUAGGCUGCGUGAUCUUGGAGACCUGCUUGCAGAACUGGAGGCAGCCAAGCUGGAUGGCUAUCUUCCUGGGUUGUCUUAUCUUGACACCACUCAUGGAGUGAGCCCGAUUGUAGGAAAACUCCCUUAUAAUAUCCAAGAAAAAUGGAUAUCAUAUGGAUCGAAGUAUAAGAGAGAACAUUUUGUGGCCUUCCCACCAUUUUCUGUGUUUGCUGACUUUAUUCGUUCAGAAGCUAAAACAAGAACGGAUCCCAGCUUUGCCAUUUUUCCUUCAGCACCACAACAAGAAAAUCGAGAUAGAUCAGAUAAAUUCAGGCAAGCUUCUAUAGCUGUUCAUAAAACCCAAGUCAACAUGUCUGAAACAAGAAAUGCUACGGACAGGAUACGGACUGUUGAUCCUCAACGAUAUUGUAUCAUCCAUGACAAGCCACAUCCAUUAAAAAGAUGCAGAGGCUUUAGAGCAAAAAGUCUUGAAGAUCGUAAACAGUUUCUUAAGGAACAUUCAGUAUGCUUCAGGUGCUGCUCUUCAAUAGAGCAUAUGGCAAAAAACUGCAAAGCUGAAAUCCACUGCACUGAAUGUGAUAGUGAUCGUCAUGUGUCCGCUUUACAUCCUGGUCCAGCACCCUGGAGGAAAACCGUCUCUCCUGUCUUAGAAGAUGGCGGGGAGGAAAGUGAAUUAACCAAUCAAGAGGUAACAUCAAAAUGUACUGAAGUGUGUGGAGUUGGAAAGAGUGCUAGAGCAUGUUCCAAGAUUUGUCUGGUUAAUAUCUAUCCUGUGGGUAACAAAUCAGAAUCCAGAAGAAUGUAUGCAAUUCUGGAUGAUCAGAGCAACCGCUCAUUGGCAAGAACAGAAUUUUUUGAAGAGUUUCAAAUUGAAGGAUCUUCUUUUCCAUAUUCACUCAAGACAUGUGCUGGAUUAACAGAGACAACAGGAAGGAGAGCUAGUGGCUACAUUGUGGAAUCAUUGGAUAAGAGUGUAAGCCUUCAUCUUCCUACACUGCUAGAGUGCAAUCAGAUUCCUAACAUUCGUUCUGAAAUUCCUACCCCAGAUGCAGCGCGUCAUUUCAGUCACCUCAGGGAUAUUGCUGAUGAAAUACCAGCCCUAGAUCCAGAUGCUAACAUCCUCCUCCUCCUUGGUAGGGACCUCAUUAGGGUCCACAAGGUCCGUCAACAGAUUAAUGGUCCACACAAUGCUCCAUUUGCUCAAAAGUUAGAUCUGGGAUGGGUAGUUAUUGGAGAUGUGUGUCUUGGAGGUGCUCAUCGACCUGUUCAUGUAGAUGUUUUUAAGACCUCCAUACUUGAAAAUGGCCGCCCCAGCUUCUUCUGGCCCUGUGAAAGUCAGUUCCACAUAAAAGAGCAGUAUGGCACCAAGCUUCAGUUUCAAUAGCAUCUUACAUCAAAAGGUGUAGGUGCUUUAGCAACAUGUGCAAGCGAGGAGCUAGGCCAAUCAAUCUUUGUCCGUACAUCCAGAGAUCACAAGCUUGCACUGUCAGUGGACGAUGACAGGUUUCUACGCUUAAUGGACAAAGAGUUCUAUCAGGAUGAAUCCAAUGGCUGGGUGGCUCCUUUGCCAUUUCAAGUUCCCAGAAGGCGGCUUCCAAAUAACAGAAAGUAUGCUUACAACCGCCUAUCCUCACUUCGUCAUACUUUAGACAAACGUCCUCAGAUGAAAGCCCAUUUUCUUGAGUUUAUGGACAACAUGUUCUCUAACGGACAUGCAGAAAUUGCUCCCCCACUCAGGAAAGACCAAGAGUGCUGGUAUCUGCCUUUGUUUGGUGUAUAUCAUCCGAAGAAGCCAAACAAGAUCCGUGUGGUCUUCGACUCCAGUGCACCUUAUAAUGGAUAUCAAAGAUGUUGACCUCUUCUUUGAAGAUACUCCAGUCCAGCGUAGCCUAGGAGUGUCAUGGAACUUGGCAUCAGAUACAUUUACUUUCCAAGCUAUUGACGACAAUAAGCCAUUCACACGGCGAGGUGUACUGUCAACUGUAAACAGCUUAUAUGAUCCAUGUGGUUUUAUUGCUCCUGUUACCAUCAAAGGUAGGCUGUUGCUUCGGGAGCUCUCAAUGCAGGCUGAAGACUGGGAUUCUCCAUUACCAGAUGACAUAAAGCCAGAAUGGAUCAGAUGGAGGAACUCCUUACAAAAUUUGCAAGAUCUAAAGAUACCACGAACUUACUCAUCUUUUCCUACUUCUGAGGUUCAGUCAAGGGAAUUGUGUAUAUUUGCAGAUGCAUCUGUAAAAGCUGUUGCAGCUGGCUUUGUGUUUGGAAAGACAAAGUUGGCACCACGGCCAGAUCUGACUGUUCCGAGAUUGGAACUCUGUGCAGCAGUUCUAGCAGUUGAGAUCGCAGAUAUGGUUGUAGAAGAAAUAGGCUUGCAGUUCAAUAGUAUCCAGUUCUACACAGACAGUAAGGUUGUUCUUGGAUAUAUUCAUAAUCGAACAAAACGCUUUUAUGUGUAUGUGAACAACAGAAUCCAACGAAUUCUUCAGUCAUCUACUCCUAGCCAAUGGAACUAUGUUCCAUCAGAUGUCAAUCCUGCAGACCAUGGGUCUAGAUCUGUAUCAGCUGAUUGUCUCAGUAGUACAACUUGGCUUACAGGGCCAGAUUUCCUUUUGAAAUCUCCAACCUUAAACGCCUUGCUUCAAGAGGAUUAUGACCUUGUUGAUCUUGAAGUAGAUCCAGAAAUCCGACCACAAGUGAUUUCAUGUUUAACUGAAGUGCCUAAUCAGUUCCUGACUCCUGAGCGUUUUGAACGCUUCUCCAGCUUGAGUAAGCUAAUUAGAACGAUCGCUCGUUUAAGCCACAUCUCCCAGUCAUUCUCCCAUUCAACAAAUAAGCCAAGAUGUAGUGGAUGGCAUCUCUGUAGUAACAGCCCUACAAAUGAAGAGUUGGAAAAGGCCAGGAUUGUUAUUCUAAAGAGCGUUCAAAAUGUAGCCUAUCCAGAAGAGCUAAGUGAUAUAAAAGCAGGAUGCAAUCUCUCACCUAAAAGUAGUAUACUGAAACUUCAUCCUAUUCUGGAUGAUAAAGGCCUUCUGCGUGUUGGAGGCCAUAUUGCCCAGGCAGGUUUUGAGAAGGAAGAAUGCAAUCCUGUUAUUAUUCCUGGGAAACAUCACAUAGCAACUUUGCUUGUUAGACACUACCAUCAAGCAGUCAAGCAUCAAGGAAGGCAUUUUACUGAGGGAGCAAUACGAGCAGCAGGGUAUUGGCUGAUGAGUGCCAAAAGAUGCAUUGGAAGUCUACUUAACAAGUGUGUGACAUGUAGAAAGCUUCGUCGUCCUACAGAGCUCCAACAGAUGGCAGAUUUGCCCGCAGAAAGACUUCAAGUGGCUCCACCUUUCACAUAUGUAGGAGUCGAUGUAUUUGGACCAUGGCAGGUUGUUUCUCGCCGCACAAGAGGAGGCUGCUCCAAUUCCAAAAGAUGGGCAGUCAUUUUCUCUUGUAUGUGCACAAGAGCAGUGCACAUUGAAGUUGUAGAGACAUUGAGCUCAAGCGUAUUCAUUAAUGCUUUGAGACGUUUUUUUGCAAUAAGGGGACCUGCUAAGCAGAUACGCUCUGAUUGUGGCACAAACUUUAUUGGAGCAGUACAGGAGCUCAAGAUGAAGAAGGAAACUUCAGGCUCUGAUCUUCAGAAGUAUCUACAACAACAUGCUUGUACAUGGAUAUUCAAUCCUCCCCAUGCGUCACAUAUGGGAGGUGCUUGGGAAAGGAUGGUGGGUAUAGCCCGACGUAUUCUUGACUGUAUGUUGCUUGAAAGAAAGUCCCUGUAUCUCACACACGACGUUCUUGUAACCCUUAUGGCAGAAGUUUCUGCCAUCAUUAAUGCACGCCCUCUCGUGCCAGUAUCUUCAGAUCCUGAAGUUCCUUUAAUACUCACUCCUGCUAUUCUGUUGACCCAGAAAACCUGUUCGAUCCCUCCACCUCUUGGCGAAUUUACAGAUAAUGAUCUUUUCAAGGCUGAGUGGAAAAGAGUUCAAAACCUUGCAGAAACAUUUUGGACAAGAUGGCGUCGUGAGUAUCUUACCACUCUACAGAGUAGGCAGAAGUGGCAAGACAAGAAGCCUUGUCUCAAGGAAGGAGACAUUGUGUUGAUGAAGGAUAGCCAAGCAGAGAGAAAUCAGUGGCCUAUGGCUGUCAUUGCAAAAACACUACCUAGUAAAGAUGGUCUUGUGAGGAAAGUGGAGCUGAAAUAUAUCAGAGAAGGCAUGCAGAAAAACUUUGUUCGCCCUAUAUCAGAAGUGGUUCUGCUUUACUCCUCCUAAGAUAUUGGAGUACAAAAAAAAUUAAA
Molecule: messenger RNA, 5425 nt
Organism: Carassius auratus (goldfish)
Lineage: Eukaryota; Metazoa; Chordata; Actinopteri; Cypriniformes; Cyprinidae
Exons: 2
Coding region: 2856-5399 (847 amino acids)
Biological process (GO): DNA integration
Molecular function (GO): nucleic acid binding
Source: RefSeq, a predicted model, not a curated record